Molecule: messenger RNA, 883 nt
Organism: Homalodisca vitripennis (glassy-winged sharpshooter)
Lineage: Eukaryota; Metazoa; Arthropoda; Insecta; Hemiptera; Cicadellidae
Gene: Dhfr
Product: dihydrofolate reductase
Exons: 5
Coding region: 280-846 (188 amino acids)
Biological process (GO): folic acid metabolic process; dihydrofolate metabolic process; tetrahydrofolate biosynthetic process
Cellular component (GO): mitochondrion
Molecular function (GO): NADP binding; dihydrofolate reductase activity
Source: RefSeq, a predicted model, not a curated record
UUGGGACAAGUGAUAGCAGAAGCAGACUGUAGAGACGGAGAGUACACAACAGACACCUAUAGGUUAUCGUCUUGUUUUCAUUUUUAAAACAGUGUAGUGACUUCCGCGGCGCGAUCAAUAUUCAAUACCGUAAUUUACUAGCAAAACACAAACAACUUAAUAUUUUAUUAUUGUGGUUCGUCUUGGGUACGAACGACAUAUUACCUACAAUAUACUGAACAAAUAACAGUGGUAUUUCUUCUUAAAAUCGUGUACUUAUUAUUGUAAGCUGUAAUUGUAAUGAAAAUUAAAUUAUCGUUGAUUGUAGCAGCUAGUGAAAACUUGGGGAUCGGUGUACAAGGGAAAAUCCCAUGGAUGCUGAAAAAAGAAAUGCAACAUUUUACGAAAAUGACAAGUUUAUCAAAAGACAGUGGUAAACAUAAUGCAGUUAUAAUGGGGAGGAAAACAUGGGAAUCCAUUCCUGAAAAAUUUCGGCCACUCAAAGGAAGGAUAAACAUUGUAUUGUCUCGUUCAGAAGACAAUAAAUACCCUCCAGAUGUGGUCAUGUGUAACUCCUUUGAAGAGGCACUAGAAAUCCUAGACAAGCCCCCUCUAGUUGAAAACAUUGAAAAUGUUUGGAUUAUUGGUGGCAGUUCUGUAUAUGAGGAAGCAAUGAGACAUGACCAAUGCCACAGAAUUUAUAUUACGUGGAUUAAAAAGGAGUUCAACUGUGAUACAUUUUUCCCAAAACUUCCAGAAAAUUUCGAGGAAACUAUGGAUGAAAAUGUACCAUUGGGAAUUCAAGAAGAAAAUGGAAUCCAGUAUGAGUAUAAAGUUUAUGAGAGAAAAUCUGUAAAAUCAGAAUAAUUAAAACAUUUUGUUAUACAAUAAACAUUAUUCUAUA